Messenger RNA from Aspergillus clavatus NRRL 1, 3702 nucleotides. Its product is annotated as C2 domain protein. The transcript is spliced from 5 exons. Gene Ontology annotation, molecular function: lipid binding. NCBI's taxonomy places the organism in Eukaryota, Fungi, Ascomycota, Eurotiomycetes, Eurotiales, Aspergillaceae. The record is from RefSeq and is a predicted model, not a curated record. The coding region runs from base 1 to 3702 and encodes 1233 amino acids.
AUGCCACCACAUCCUAAUAACAAGGAGACCGAUUCCCCCCAGCAACAUCGCAUGGGAGAACAUUGGAGCGGGGCCAACCCCGUCCCUACAAUCUCCAAGUUCAUGGAGCGUCUGGAUCAGGAGAAACAGCAACAGGCGGCAUAUGAGAAGGCCAUGACGGCCAGGGAGCGACAAGCUCAAGGGGGCCCUGUUGCUCACCAACCGCGCAAGAAACCCAAGGGGAAAACUCGCGUGGUAACGGACCCGAUCACUGGCAGAGAUAUGGAAGUAGAAGACCAGGAUGGACAGUCGAUGGAAGCUGUUAAGGAUCCAAAGUUGGUUGUACCGAAUGCCAACCUAGGAAAACCAACAGAUAUCAAAACCGAUGCCCAUCAGAAUCUGUCCGACUACAAGGAGAACCAAGACAUCACAGCACCCCCGGACCCCAUCGCCGCAGGAACCACGUCCGACGUACCGAUUCACGGCGAGAAAACGAACAUCCUCUUCCAUCCCACGCCAACUGUGUCGUACAAGCCUAUGUUUGAUGAACUGGAAAAGCGCGCGUCUGCCGUCUGUGUGGGCAUUCUGCUAGGAGUUAUCUUCCUGGGCCGGUUGUUUGGUGGAUCGCUCUGGGGACUGGCGCCCUUGGCCAUCUGUACAUCGGCUGGUGUGUGGUUGUGGAUGAAAGAGGUCAUUCGAAGUGGUCGGGAAAUGGAAUGGAGCAGCGAGCAGCUGCGAGGGCAAACUGCCACGGCCAAUUUAUUGCCGGAAUCCGUCGAAUGGAUGAACACCUUCCUCGGCUUGGUCUGGAACCUGGCAAACCCUGAAAUGCUGGCUCCGGUUGCCGACACAAUUGAGGAUAUCAUGCAAGCCUCUGCGCCUGGGGUCGUCGAAAAUGUCCGCAUCGCCGAAAUCGAUCAAGGGAACAAUCCCCUUCGUAUUCUGAGUAUGCGCGCGCUCCCCGAUGAGCACGUACAGCAACUCAAAGACAACAUUCGCGAAGAGAACAUGAAGAACAAAGACCCUCAAGAGGCAGCGGCUGCGGAAGAAGGUGGUAGCUACUACAAUCUCGAGGCCUCGUUCGCGUACCAUGCAAAACCGAGUGGUCAGAGCGCCUCGUCCAAGGCGCGCAACAUGCACAUGCAGAUUAUGUUUUAUCUUGGUAUUCAAGGUCUAUUUGGAGUGCCCUUUCCGGUUUUCGUCGAGCUCAUCGAGUUAGUGGGCACUGUGCGCUUAAGACUGCAGAUGAUGCCAGAGGCACCGUUCUUGAAGGAGGUCACCUACAGUCUUGUUGGCAUUCCUCAUGUACGGGCUGGGUGUAUGCCCAUGGUCAAAAGCGGUGUUAACAUCCUCAAUCUUCCCCUAAUCUCCAACUUUGUCAACUAUGCUAUUGGCACCGCCUGCAGCCUGUUCGCCGCCCCCAAGUCGAUGACCAUGGACCUGAGUAUGUUGCUCAAGGGCGAUGAUAUCCUCAAGGAAACCCAGGCCAUUGGCAUCAUGUGGGUUCGAAUCCACCGUGCCAUCGGAUUAAGCAAGCAGGAUAAACGCGGCAGUUACGGUGGUGGCAGUGACCCUUACAUCAAUCUUUCGUUCUCGAAGUACGGCAAGCCUAUGUAUUGCACUCGAGUCAUCACCGAUGAUCUGAAUCCGGUUUGGGAAGAGACAGCAGCUUUGCUUGUGACCCCCGAACUGAUCAAGGCCGACGAAAACCUGAGCGUUGAGCUGUGGGACUCGGACCGCAACACGGCCGAUGACAUUGUCGGCAAGGUGGAACUUCCCAUUCGCGAGAUGCUCCAGCAUCCCGGCCGCAUGUAUCCCCAAGUCUCUAAGCUGCAGGGUCUGAAUGAAGGUACUGAGAUGCCUGGUGAACUCCAUUGGGAGGUUGGCUUCUUUGGAAAGCCGAAGCUGAGACCGGAAUUGCGGACUGAUGGCAAGAAGAAGGAUCUCCCUGAGAAUCUUCAAGACAUUCCCGAAUUCCAAGAUGAAAAGGGCACUAUCAUCACUGAGGAGGAAGAUGCAGUCACGCAUACGCCUCCCGACCCCCUGUGGCCCAGUGGUAUUCUGAGCAUCGUGGUCCAUCAGAUUGUGAACCUGCAACUCGCCAACAUCAACGGUAGCAAUGGCAACCGCAAGGGCAGAGAAUACGAGCCAGCGAAAUCUUAUGGUGAGAACACUGAGGAGCAAGGCAAGGAACUGCCCACCAGCUACUGCAAGAUCCUGCUCAAUGACGAACUGGUAUAUCGCACCCGUGCAAAAGCAGUGAGCUCCAAGCCAAUCUUCAACGCUGGAACUGAGAGGUUCGUCCGUGACUGGCGGUCAGCCAUGGUUACUGUGACAGUCCGGGACCAGCGGUACCGCGAGCACGACCCAAUCCUGGGCGUGGUGCAGCUGAAGCUCAGCAAUCUUUUCGAAAAGAGCUCGCAGGUUACCAGAUGGUAUCCCCUCGAUGGCGGUAUUGGCUUCGGCCGGAUCCGUAUCUCGCUGCUCUUGCGGCACGUCGAGACCAGUUUGCCUCCGAACAUGCUUGGAUGGGAUGUUGGCACAUUCCACUUUGCCUCAGAUAAAAUCACCUUGCAGGGCUACAACCACAGGGCCAAGAUCCGAUUGCGCACCGGUGGCAGUAGUGGAAAGAUCCCGCGACGCCUCUGCCAUGUGGAGGGAAACAGCUCCUACUUUGACCUGAGUGACGAGAGCUUCCGACGAAGCAUCCGGCUGCCUGUCAAGCACCGCUAUCGCUCUCCCGUAGUAUUUGAGCUCCACACGCAAGGCAAACAUUCCGCGGCGGGCUACGCGAUCCUCUGGCUGCAGCACCUCGUAGACAACGAAGACACCGUCAUCGACUUGCCUAUUUGGUCGACAAAGAACGGUGAGCGGCUGACACAGAACUACAUCACUGAAGGGAACUGGAAAGCCAAGGAGAGACCUGGGCUCGAGGAUCUUCACGAGAUCGGCCGCCUGCAGCUCCGGGGCGUCUUCACUCCUGGUAUCGACGACUCCCAUGAGCAGUACGUGGUGGACAGUAACUCGCGUGAGACCUUUGAGACCUGGGAAGCAUGCAUGGCGGAAGGAGUGCGGCCGCACCGUAUCACCGCUGAAAUCCCCGAGGAUCUGGAGAAGCUCCACGAAGAGUCCCUGCGGGCCGGCCGCGACGUGCUGAAGCAGAGUCACCCCCGGGAGCGCAAGCGAUGGAUCGACAAGCAGGGCCACGACUGGAGCGGGGCAUUUGGCGACGACCCGGCCGCCUAUCUCGACUCCAAAGGCCGCAAGAUCGCUGAACCAGGCCGCGACCAACCCGCCUACGACCCCGUCAACCCACCCCAGACGGAAGUUGAGCAAAGCGGGGCCGCCCACCUCAGCAUCAGCGAAGAAUCUUCGGUUGACUCGGACAAGGAGCACCUCCCACCGCAGCCGCAGCCGCAGCCGCAAUCACAGCUACAACAAUCGUCACAGCAGCCGCCCCAGCAGCGACUGUCCGACCCCCAAAGCCUCACCGACAGCACCUCGACACAGUACAGCGAGGCCGGCUCAAGCGUUACCUCCUCCAAGCGGGCCGCCAAGCGCAGCGAACAGCGGCAGCAGCGCGGCAUGAUGCAGUGGAAGCCGGCGCGCAACGCCGUGUUCGCCCGCGACGAGGCCAAGUUUGCACUGCGGAAGGUGAAGCACAAGUUCACGGGCAGCCUGAGCGGCCGCGAGCCGGACAUCGAGACCGAGACGGGGCAGUAG